This is a messenger RNA of Tricharina praecox, 1609 nucleotides long. RefSeq lists its product as uncharacterized. The transcript is spliced from 4 exons. The record is from RefSeq and is a predicted model, not a curated record. Gene Ontology annotation, biological process: 3'-UTR-mediated mRNA stabilization. Lineage: Eukaryota; Fungi; Ascomycota; Pezizomycetes; Pezizales; Pyronemataceae. Gene Ontology annotation, molecular function: mRNA 3'-UTR AU-rich region binding. Gene Ontology annotation, cellular component: nucleus; cytoplasm. Bases 419 to 1609 code for a protein of 396 amino acids.
CCUCCCCAUCUGAAUCCAACCAGUCUUCUACACAAGUCUUCACAUCUUCUCCUCCAUCACCACCAACUCCACCACCCACUCCUCCUCCCCCUCCUCCUCCUCCUCCCCCUCUCCUCCCUUCCCCCACCUAUUCGCCUCCCGAAAGCUCCCCCACCUUCCUCCCCCCCUCGUCCUCAAUUUCGUAUCGCCCCACCACCACAACCACCACAACCACCCCACCACCUCGACCCCCCGUUUCCGUUGUCGUCACCAACCAAUUUUCAGAGAAUAACGCCCGCUUGUCUUACCUAUCCCUCCCAUCAGACUAGCAACUUCAGUUCGACAGGAUCAUUUCGUCGCGUCGUAGCUCUUGGCUUUUCUCGCACCCAGUUUUCAGCCACACCCCCAACCUUUUGCGAACGCUAUACAACGACUAGUCAUGUCCAACGACGCCGUUGAGAAUCACGAAUCCGCUGGUAUUGACGAUAAUGCCGCUUUCGAUGCCAACUUCCAGAAUCUUCACAUCGACGAGCAUGGAGAAGACGGCGAACACGAAGGUGCUCGCACCGAGGAGGAAUAUGCCAUUGCUCCCCUCACCCUCCGCGCCAUAGUGUCCUCGAAGGAGGCCGGCGUGAUCAUUGGAAAGGCUGGAAAGAACGUGGCCGAUCUCCGCGACGAAACCGGUGUCAAAGCUGGUGUCAGCAAGGUGGUGCCGGGCGUGCAUGACCGAGUGCUCACCGUCACUGGUGCUCUCGAGGGCAUCGCCAGGGCUUACGCUAUGGUUACGCAGACCUUGUUGGAGAAUCCCCCCAGCACUAUGACCGCGGCUCCCAUAGGCCCGCAUCCCGUUCGUCUGCUCAUCUCGCACAACCAGAUGGGCACCAUCAUCGGACGUCAAGGUCUCAAGAUCAAGCACAUCCAGGAUGUUUCCGGCGCCCGCAUGGUUGCGCAGAAGGAAAUGCUUCCCCAGUCUACCGAACGUGUCGUGGAAGUCACCGGCGAUGCUAAUGCCAUCCGAAUGGCUGUCUGGGAGAUCGGCAAAUGCUUGAUCGACGACUGGCAGAGGGGCUCCGGCACUGUUCUGUACAACCCUGCUGUCCGUGCUCAGGGUGGAGGAUCUGCGCCCAGCAAUGGUGGUGAAGAGCGCACACCUCCUAGGGCUGGAAUGGGGUACUCUGGCGAGCGUGGUGGAGAGCGCGGAGAGCGCGGCGAGCGUGGAGGUACUCGGUCAUAUGCCCGAACUGGAAACGGAACCGACUUCUCCGAUGCCACUCCAUCUAGGCGAAAUGAUGCCGGCCUGCCGCAGCGUUUUAACGAUCGCAAUGACCGUGGCGACCGCAAUGACCCUGUUCCCCAGGGAGAGGACGGAGAUGACUACCAGACGCAGAACAUUUCUAUUCCUGCUGAUAUGGUUGGCUGCAUCAUCGGCCGUGGAGGCACCAAGAUUCAGGAAAUCCGUAGAGCCUCUGGAGCGAGAAUCAGCAUCGCCAAAGCGCCCCACGAUGACUCCGGCGAGAGGAUGUUUACCAUCACGGGAUCGGCGCCCAGCAACGAGAAGGCUCUUUACCUACUGUACGAGAAUCUUGAGGCUGAGAAGCAGAGGAGGAACAGCCAGGGAAGCCCCGAGUAG